Messenger RNA from Caenorhabditis elegans, 436 nucleotides. The record is from the annotation of a RefSeq genome assembly. Lineage: Eukaryota; Metazoa; Nematoda; Chromadorea; Rhabditida; Rhabditidae.
GUGGAAUCCGAGGAAAUGGUGAAAAUCGCAAAAACAUUCAGCACGGACUGCUCCCUUCACACACCCGGCAAGAACUACCGAUAUUUCUACUUUCAUGGUGGGAAAUUCGAGGGCUCACUUAUCGCGUUUAUCAACCAAAAUAAGCACCCAAAUAUUCGACUUGUGAACCAAUUUUUCGGGAGUUUCGGGAGUGCGGAAAACCGCGUUUUUCAUGGAUUUCCUUGAGCCGAUGCAGAAGAAAAUCGGAUGCAUUCCUAUGAAUUGCAAGUUGACUGAUGUCUCGAAGCAAUUCACUCCUGAAUAUAAGACAUUGUGUGUUCUCGGUGACAGCCAACCAUCUAUGCCUCUGCCACUCCCAAAAUCCGACAAAAAGCCCGGCACCGAAUGUGGAUCGAAAGGACACGGCGAGGAUGGUCUUUGUGUGGAGAACACGUGA